Macrobrachium nipponense is the source of this 2133-nucleotide messenger RNA. Its product is annotated as ribokinase-like. Gene Ontology annotation, biological process: D-ribose metabolic process. NCBI's taxonomy places the organism in Eukaryota, Metazoa, Arthropoda, Malacostraca, Decapoda, Palaemonidae. Gene Ontology annotation, molecular function: ribokinase activity. The transcript has 7 exons. The record is from RefSeq and is a predicted model, not a curated record. Bases 199 to 948 code for a protein of 249 amino acids.
AUGACUGGAAAGUACCAUUUUAGCCUGGUUAGGUAACAUUUUCCAAGUUCCCUGUUGCCUAAUGAUAAGUUAGCAAAGAUUAGAUAACGUUGUCAUUUAGCACUAAAACAGCCAGCGACACAGACUAGGAAGGACAGAGAGUCUGAAGUUAGUGACCGGUACAUGCAUAUAAAUUCAGGAGGGUAGAACAUAACAGACAUGGCAGCAUCAAAAGUUGUGGUUGUUGGAUCAUGUAUGACUGACCUUGUUAGCUACACCUGUAGGCUACCUAAACCAGGAGAAACAAUUCAUGGACAUAAAUUUAGUAUUGGGUUUGGUGGCAAAGGGGCUAACCAGUGUAUUGCAGCAACAAGACUCGGAGCAACUACAAGUAUGGUGGCUAUGGUCGGAGAAGAUUCAUUUGGACAUAACUAUCUUGAAAACUUCAAAGCAAAUCAUGUAGACACGAAGUAUAUUGGAGUAACUAAAGAGGCAGCCACUGGUGUUGCACCCAUUGCUGUAGAUGAUUCAGGAGAGAACUGUAUCAUCAUAGUAGCUGGUGCAAAUUUAAAAAUGACUCCAGCAGAUGUGCUCAAAGCUGAAGAUAUCAUAAAGGAUGCUUGUGUCAUGGUUUGUCAAGGAGAGAUUACAAUGGAAGCUACACUAACUGCUUUAACUCUUGCAAGGAAAUUCAAAGUGAAGACUGUUAUGAAUGCAGCACCGGCAAAUGCUGAUCUGGAUCCUGAAAUCAUAAAAAAUUCUGAUAUUUUUUGUGUAAAUGAAAGUGAGGGUGCAGGUGAUGCUUUUGUUGGAGCUCUAGCAUAUUAUCUUGCAUAUCAUCCUAGUCUUACUAUGACAGAAAUGAUACAGAGAUCUUGUAAGAUUGCAACAGUGUCUGUUCAGGCUCCUGGAACUCAGAGUAGUUAUCCAAAGAAGGAUGAUUUGCCUGUGAAUUAUUCUUAUAAGUAGUACUUAAGUAUUUGAUAUUGAAUUGCUUAUCAAUAAGUUCAGAGAGGAGUCAACACUGUUUCCUUCCUAAUACAUUGUUGAUUAUAGUAUAUGAAAUGUUGAAAUUGUUAAGAAAACUUGUGUAGAUUUUAUUAAUAUGAUUUCUCAUCUCAGGGUACCAAGGAUUUGGGUUCUUAGUUAACAAUUGCAUGAUAUACACGAGACAUUUGGAUAUUUUCAUAUUUCUCUUUUAUACAUUUAGAAUCUUGAAGUAUGCUCAGUUGUUUCACUUUUAAUAAUCAGUGUGAUUGUGCUAUAAGUUUAUUUUCCCAUUAUUAUUUAAUUUUUUGGUUGUCAGAUGAGGAUUUCAGAGCUAUACUCAUCUUUACUUAUUUUUAGGGGUGUUUAACUGCCAUUUGGCCAGGUGAUCUGUGCCAGUUUGGCUGUUGUAAGUCCUAUUCACAUAAGAGUAAAGUAAUUUUGACCUUCCAAGGCAUGUGUUUUUGUGAACUUUGAAUAAUAAAAUAGAAAGUUUUACUGGGGCUAAGAGCCUUUUGAAAAAGGUCAUGUCUUUUUUGCAGUUUAAUAGUUAACUUAAAUCCACGUAAUUAGUAAAAACUUAGAGGAAUUGUAAGUUAGAUAUAUAGUCAGUAGUGAGAGGUGGCCAGCUGGUAACAGGUAAAAGUAUUUUUAUCCUAGGAAUGCACUAUGUAGGGGUAUUAAGGUUAACUGGUAUUAGAUGGAUGAGUUUGGUGAACCUUCUUCUCACUGUCAUCAAGUACUUCUGUCACAGUUGGGUUAAGACACCUUGCUGCACUUUGACUUACCUUCAUUUCAAAAAAAAGUGAACAAGAGGUGAAAUUAAUUAAUUUUCUAUAUUAUAGUGUGCAUUUGACUGUUAAUAUAGAGUAUGCCAUGAUUCUCCAAAUGUUUUUGCAUAAUGCAUAUAACAAAUAAAUGUAUAAGUUUUGCAGUACACCUUUAGAAGAUAAGAUAAAGAAGGAGAGAAGUAGAGGUUCAUAGAAAGUUGCAAUAAGGAACACGACAAGUAAAUUAAAGAACUCAAGACUAGGCUUAAUAUGUUGGAUCUGAAGGUGAACCUCAAGGAAAAAUACAAGGGUGAUGUAUGGGAUCUUUGCAGAACCAAAGACGACAACACUGGACAUUCACUCUUCUAAAAGGAAUAAAAGAAAUUAAAAAUGAGAA